Molecule: messenger RNA, 1317 nt
Organism: Rhinolophus ferrumequinum (greater horseshoe bat)
Lineage: Eukaryota; Metazoa; Chordata; Mammalia; Chiroptera; Rhinolophidae
Gene: CELA1
Product: chymotrypsin like elastase 1
Exons: 8
Coding region: 377-1177 (266 amino acids)
Biological process (GO): proteolysis
Molecular function (GO): serine-type endopeptidase activity
Source: RefSeq, a predicted model, not a curated record
UGCACAGGAUGGGUUUCUGUGCUUGUAGUGCCACUGAGGACAGAAGGCAGUGGCAGACUAUGAAGGAAGCACCCUGAGGGAAAAGCCAGUCCUGAUUCUCCGUCUUAUUUCUGAAAAAGAGUUUGUUGGAUGCUUUUCAACUAAAAGCAGAUGAUUAAUUCAGCCCUGACCUUGUUCUGUCUUUGAACAACAGAUAAAUUAGUUUACUUGAAAAGCAAUCUUUUCAUGUGUAUUUCCAUGUCACCUGUGGUUUUCCCUGCCUUGCACCCGCUGCCCUGCCAGCUGGCAGAAAGAAGGUCAGCAAGGCUGCUGAUAAGAAGAGUAUAAAGAGGGCUUGUUCCAUGGCAAGGGGGCAGUGGUCUGCUCUGCUGGCAACAUGCUGCGCUUCCUGCUCUUCGCCACCCUGGUCCUUUAUGGACACAGUACCCAGGACUUUCCAGAAACCAACCCCCGGGUAGUUGGAGGGACUGAGGCCCAGAGGAACGCCUGGCCCUCUCAGAUCUCCCUCCAGUACCUGUCCAGAGGUAACUGGUAUCACACCUGUGGAGGGACCCUCAUCAGACAGAACUGGGUGAUGACAGCUGCCCACUGUGUGGACAGCCAAAUGACCUUCCGUGUGGUGGUUGGAGACCACAACCUGAGCCAGAACGAUGGCACUGAGCAGUACGUGAGCGUGCAGAGGAUCGUCGUGCAUCCGUACUGGAACAGCAAUAACGUGGCUGCCGGCUAUGACAUCGCCCUGCUGCGCCUGGGCCAGAGCGUGACCCUCAACCGCUACGUCAAGCUGGGUGUUCUGCCCCAGGAGGGAACCAUCCUGGCUAACAACAGCCCCUGCUACAUCACAGGCUGGGGCAGGACCAGAACCAAUGGGCAGCUGGCCCAGACCCUGCAGCAGGCUUACCUGCCCACCGUGUCCUACUCCACCUGCUCUAGCAGUUCCUACUGGGGCUCCACUGUGAAGAACACGAUGGUGUGUGCUGGAGGCGAUGGAGUCCGCUCAGGGUGUCAGGGUGAUUCUGGGGGCCCUCUCAACUGCUUGGUGAAUGGCCAGUAUGCUGUCCAUGGAGUGACCAGCUUUGUGUCCAGCCAGGGUUGUAAUGUCUCCAGGAAGCCCACGGUCUUCACCCGGGUUUCUGCUUACAUCAGUUGGAUAAAUAAUGUCGUUGCCAACAACUGAACCUUUUCCUGAGUACAACGGCCAUCCCAAGAUGCUCAUUCAAUCCCCACAACAGGACUUGAGGUCAUCAAGGACAAAAACAUUCUAGGAGACUAUUGAGCCAGAUACAGAAAAGCAAAUAAAACUGCUUCUACAUUGUC